AUGCAAGCGGGGGUUUGCGAUUUUAUGGGUCUAAAGAAACUCAAACAAAAAUAUGACCUCGUUAAACGCGCUCUUCAGGAAAGCGGCAAACAGCCGGCACUGCUCGCUAAAGUGGAAGAGAAGGAGAAAAUCG
Eimeria acervulina is the source of this 133-nucleotide messenger RNA. RefSeq lists its product as hypothetical. The transcript has 3 exons. Lineage: Eukaryota; Apicomplexa; Conoidasida; Eucoccidiorida; Eimeriidae. The record is from RefSeq and is a predicted model, not a curated record. The annotation marks the transcript as partial.